GUGAUUUCGCUCCGAAGAGUAUAGCCGUUUGAAGCCGUGUCCACCGCAGCCAUUCUUCGAUUCCUCGCUGCGUAAGAUCAUGGUCAAGUUUGGAAAGCGCCUCGCCAUGAGUGUGAACCCCCUCUGGGAAGGGCAGUACUUGGAGUACCGCCAACUGAAGAAGGAGCUCAAGAAACUCAGCACCCCGACUGGCAGCGACGCGGAAGGGUCAUCGUCGCCAUCGUCUGCGCUCGCGCAGCCCAAGGACGGUCACGCGAGAUUCCAGAAGAAGCUCGACUCGGAAAUCGAAAAGAUCGUACUGUUCUUCCUAACCAAGCAGGGCGAAUUUGCGUCGCGGCUGUCUGCGUUCCGCGCGCAACAGCUGGUCGCCACCACGUCGUCGCCAUCGACCGAGUCGGAGAUCGAGACGAUCAAUGCGCUGGCUAACGGAUACCGCGACAUUGGCGAGGAGCUGGUGAAGCUGCUCUACUACGUCGAGCUGAACGCGACGGGUCUGCGGAAGAUCCUGAAGAAGCAUGACAAGAACCACAAGGGCAAGAAGAUCACGGCGAACUACAUCAACUCCCGCGUCGAGUCCAACGUGAGUCAUCUGCAGCAGCUGUACCACGAUGAAGGCAUUUCCGCCAUCAUCGCUUCGAUCCGCGCCGCGUUGGACGAGCUGCGCACGUUGCAGAUGCAAGUGUCGGGAACCAACCACGAAGCCGCCGCCGCGACCCUCACGCGCAGCAUCAGCGAGGACGAGCCGAUUCUGAACCGCAUCUCCGUCGCCCGCCAACGCCUGCAUCAGUCCACGCGGUACGCCAAGACGAUCGCGGCGCAGGCGCUCAUCUUCGACUCGGACCUGUCGGACGACGAGGAAGAGAUGCUACUCAAGACCAUCAAGAUGCAGAAACCCAGCCCCAUUUCCCGCUUCCUCAACAUGUUCUCCACGUUCCUGUACAUGACCAACUACUACAUCGUCGCGCCGACGUCGGGCGAGUACGCGACGCUUCUCGGCGGGACAGCGGCGCUGUCGGGCGUGAUUGUGGGCAUGACUCCCGUGGCAUCGAUGCUGUCGGCGGUGCUGUACUCGUGGUGGGCCAACCGGUCGUUCCGGAACCCGCUGCUCUUCUCCACCGUGUGCCUCGUGCUCGGCAACCUCCUCUACGCCCUCGCGUUAUCUUACAACUCGAUCUCGAUGGUGCUGGUGGGCCGCCUCCUCAACGGCUUUGGCGGCGCGCGCUCCAUCAACCGACGGUACAUUGCAGACAACUACUCGCGGGAGGAGCGCACGGGCGCGUCCGCCUUGUUCGUCACGUACUCGGCCCUGGGCAUGUCGGCGGGUCCGGCUAUGGCGGCCGUGUUAAACUACAUCCCCGACGACCUCCGUGUGUUUGGCUACCUCGUCACAAUCGAAACGUCCCCUGGGUGGCUCAUGUUUGUUGUGUGGUCGGUCUACUGCGUCGCGAUCGUCGCCUUCUUCCAAGAACCCAACCGCGAUGCCCGGGAGCAAGUCCACAUGGCUAGGACCAAGUCUGUGGUAUUAGAAACCGGCACAUCCGCGACGGAAUCGACUCCAUUGACAACUCCGAGCCCGCCCAAGUUGAGUUCACUAUGGACGAAUGUACCAGUGGUGGCUACGCUAGUGAUUUACGUGGUGCUCAAGCUGGUGCUGGAGAUUCUCAUCACUUCAGCCACGGGUAUCGUAGACUGGUACUUCCACUGGUCAUCCACUUCGGCUGGCAUCUUCCUCGCCUUCCUCGGCCUUCUCAUGUUCCCCGCCAAUGUCCUCGUGGGGUACUUGAGCUACCGGUACGUCGACGGGGAGCUCAUUUUGUACUCGGAGGUGGUGCUUGUGGUGGGAAUCGUGGGUAUUAUCUGCUACUCGGCGUCGUACUCGGCUAUCCAGUAUGUGUUUGGCGCAGUGCUCAUCUACGUGUCGACGAAUGUACUGGAAGGCGUGAAUAUGAGCUUACUGAGCAAAACCAUCCCCAAAGCGUUUGCCAGGGGGACUUUUAACUCUGGAUUGCUGGCCACUGAAGCUGGUACACUGGGCCGAACCCUCGGCAACGGCGCCGUGACGCUGGCGGGGAUCCACGGCGUUGAGUUCCUGCUAAAUGACACGUUUAUUCCCAUGGCGGCGAUCACGCUCGCCACCAUCGCCUACACCAUCCGAGUGUACCCGCACUUGAUCCACAGCAGCUACGAAGGCUAAUUAAGGGGUUUAAUGGAUACACCCAGCUUGAAACCGAUUUUGUGGUUGAAAUUGGCACUGUGGUAUCGAAGACGCAAGACGGAAGUGAGUCGCAGCUUUUGAAAUUGAAUGCAACUACUCACCAGUGAAA
Messenger RNA from Aphanomyces astaci, 2324 nucleotides. RefSeq lists its product as hypothetical. The record is from RefSeq and is a predicted model, not a curated record. Lineage: Eukaryota; Oomycota; Saprolegniomycetes; Saprolegniales; Verrucalvaceae. The coding region runs from base 80 to 2194 and encodes 704 amino acids. The transcript has 7 exons. Gene Ontology annotation, cellular component: membrane. Gene Ontology annotation, molecular function: transmembrane transporter activity. Gene Ontology annotation, biological process: transmembrane transport.